UGAUCAGAAAAAAAACAACAAACCCCGAGUCAUUGACGAAGAAAGCCUUUCGGAAAACUUGGAAUAUGAAAAGGAAAUUCACAGUUUGUGUGCCAAAUAAUAAGGAAACUUUUGGAAUUGGAAAAUCGAGUGUGUCAUUAGUGGAUGUCACGUGACCGAGCAUGAUGGAGGUCCCGUGGGUUGCCAAAAGGUCACUGAGAGGUCAGGUCAUGCCUCUUCUGUUGCUUCUGUUGCAUCUGCACUGCUCUGCCUUGCCGCUCACAGCGAGCGAAGACUACGAUGUCCCAGACUAUAGUGACGACCAGGACUACGUCAGUGCAGACUACAUGCCAGGUGUCAGUGGCAUUAUCCGGCGAGAGAACUUGAAAAAUGUUACGAGCUGCCUCAACGGAGACAAGACGGAGGAGAGCCCGUGCAGCUGCCACCCGUGCUGGGAAGGGGAAUUCUGUCACGUGUACGAGGACCAUUACUCGCCUCGGUUCCUCGUCCACGCUGCUACUGCCGUCGUGCCCGAGAACAUCACAGGUAAGAGUUCUAAGUCUCCUACACAACACAAAGACACAAUGCAGUCUUGA
Penaeus chinensis is the source of this 575-nucleotide messenger RNA. RefSeq lists its product as uncharacterized. The coding region runs from base 162 to 575 and encodes 137 amino acids. The transcript is spliced from 5 exons. The record is from RefSeq and is a predicted model, not a curated record. Lineage: Eukaryota; Metazoa; Arthropoda; Malacostraca; Decapoda; Penaeidae.